This is a messenger RNA of Gamsiella multidivaricata, 452 nucleotides long. Its product is annotated as BTB/POZ protein. Gene Ontology annotation, molecular function: protein-macromolecule adaptor activity. Gene Ontology annotation, cellular component: elongin complex. Bases 11 to 331 code for a protein of 106 amino acids. Gene Ontology annotation, biological process: ubiquitin-dependent protein catabolic process. NCBI's taxonomy places the organism in Eukaryota, Fungi, Mortierellomycota, Mortierellomycetes, Mortierellales, Mortierellaceae. The transcript is spliced from 5 exons. The record is from RefSeq and is a predicted model, not a curated record.
CUUUCAUACCAUGGCUGCAUCAACACCCUCCACCGAAAGCGAAUACGUAACACUCGAAAGCUCCGAUGGUUUCCAGUUCAUUAUCCAUCGUGAAGCAGCUAUGCUUUCGGGUACCGUCAGGAAUAUGCUGUCCAGCGCAGGUCAAUUCACGGAGUCCACAGAAGGAGUUAUUCACUUCAGGGAUAUCAAGGCUGUCAUUUUGGAGAAAGUUUGCAAAUACUGGUACUACAAGGCUCGCUACAUGAAUUCUGUCACGGAGAUUCCUCACUUUGAGAUCGAACCCGAAUAUGCACUGGAGACACUCAUGGCUGCCGACUUUUUGGACACGUAGCAAUGGGGAUUACAUCCAUCACUCUUCUUGUUUCGACUCCUUUUUUUCUCAAUCACUAUUAUGCCAGUGUACACGCCAUAGACGAUAUAUUUCAAGUAGAUAUCAGAACAAAAAAAGCGUA